CACGAGCUACAGCACCCUCCCCUCCCACCUGCAGAGCCAGCCCAGUGCCAGCGACAUGGCCGACAGCAAGGCCAGGCCCAAGGCCACUGACCGGACGCCGCCCAAGUCCCCCGGGGACCCUGCAAGGGACAAAUCAGCCAAGAGGCUGUCCUUGGAGUCGGAAGGUGCCAACGAAGGGGCGGCCGCAGCCCCCGAGCUCAGUGCCCUGGAGGAGGCCUUCCGGCGCUUCGCGGUGCACGGGGACACCAGGGCCACUGGGAAGGAGAUGCAUGGCAAGAACUGGUCCAAGCUAUGCAAGGACUGCCAGGUGGUGGACGGCAAGAACGUGACCGUCACCGACGUGGACAUCGUCUUCAGCAAAAUCAAGGGCAAGUCCUGCCGGACCAUCACCUUCGAGCAGUUCCAGGAGGCUCUGGGGGAGCUCGCCAGGAAGCGCUUCAAAGACAAGAGCAGCGAGGAGGCCGUGCGCGAGGUGCACCGGCUGGUGGAGGGCAAGGCGCCUGUCAUUUCUGGGGUGACGAAGGCCGUCUCUUCGCCCACAGUGUCACGCCUGACCGACACCACCAAGUUCACCGGCUCCCAUAAGGAGCGCUUCGACCCGUCGGGCAGGGGCCGGGGCAAGGCAGGCCGCGUGUUCCUGGUGGACGAGUCGGGCUACGUCCCGGGCUACAAGCACGCGGGCACCUACGACCAGAAGGUGCAGGGGGGCAAGUAGCCCCCGGGGCGGCGCCGAGAUGCAGCCGUGGGAGCCGCCGCCAUCACGUCCGCAUCCAUUCCAUCCACGCUCACGAGGGCAGAAACCAGACGGUUCUCAGCCUGGAUGGAUUGGGGCGACACCCAGGCCCCCACCCUGACACCCCCACAUUACCUCUCAGACCCUGACUCUCUGACCCCACGAACAUACCCACCUUGCCCCGGCCUGGGAGUAGGAGUGGGCUUCGAAGCAUCUCCUGUCACACCCAGGCAGGGGCACUUGUGGCUCCCAGGCCGUGGGAGAGACCUCCCUGGCCUCCUGGCCGGCAGACGCUUCCAGAGCCCGCAGGCUGCAGGCGCUGACUGGCAGCACAGAUAAACAGUUACCAGGACAGGGCCAGAACGGUGUCCGUGAGGGCCCAGGCCCACCCGUGCACCCCAGAGUCAAGGCCGCCUGGGGCUGGGUGGGGCAUGUGGCACCCCUGUGUUGUGCAUGGCUGUGCUGAGGCUCGAGGACAGUAGCUCUCGGCUGGCGGAUGGCUGCUCGGGGUGGACAGGUCUGCUGCAGAGCUUGCCCAGGAGUAAGAAGAGACGGGGGCCUGGCUCAGGACGCCCUGUCCCACUGUCACCGGGGUGGGAGACUAGACAGGACUCCUGGGUGUGGUGUCGCACUCCUGCUGGCACACCCUGUCAGCAACCUCCCGCCCAUACUGUCAUCUCUGCCCUCUGCAACCUCCCUGUACCCCAAAGUGUGGGAGACCAGACCGAGUCCCAGGGAGAUGCCAGGCCACAGCCUUGUCCUCAGGGGCCGCCCAGCAUGGGAGCCAAAGCAGAGACUGUCCAGUGCACCCGCCCCACACCAAGGCACAGCUGUCUGCACCUGUGAGGGCCAGACACCCCCCCACUGGGAGGCCCCAGUGCCGGCCACCCCCUCACAGGGGUCUCCAUGGCGAUCUGCACCUUGGCCUCGUGCAGGGCCAGCCCGGCGAGAGCCGAGGCCACCCGGGGAAGUGUGUCCAGGAGCAGUGUGACGUGGCCGCUGGCCAACAACUACCAGUUCCUGGCCAUCCUACCUCCUGCCUGCCUCCUCUGGGCCAGGAGAGCGCCAGGCCGAGUGAAGAGGGGCCAGGCAGAGCCCCCAGCUCACUGGCACCCUGAAGGACGGGUCUCUGCCAGAUCCCUCAGCAGGGUGGGCUGCUGGGAGCUUCUGAAGCAGUGCCGGGUCAGACCCCAUCAGAGCGAGGUGCAGGCCUCAAGGACAUUGUGGAGGCCAUCACCCUGCUGGGUGGAGAGGGCAGGCGUGUCCACCCAGGCCUGUGUGCCUCAGUGCCCCACCAGACCAUGAGUCUGUGAAAGGGACACAUGGGCAGUGUCUGGAAACCCUUCUGAGCAUGCACUGUGUUCAGAAAUCCCAUCGCCACCUGAAAGCCCGUGUUCAGAAGGCUAACUGUCACCAGUGGCCACCGAGCAGGACUCCUCUUGGGUCUGUGAGGACCCAGGCCCCACCUCGCUCCUGCUCCCUCAUGCCUGCCCCUGUCCUGCCAUGUGGGCUCGCCACCUGCUGCACUUCUGUGUCCUGCCUGUGCCUAGCCUGGUCCUUUCCCAUCACAGCCACGCCACACAGAGCACGCAGAUCCUGCAGGGACUCGGCCGGAGCUGUGUGCCCAGUCCAUGCAGAGGGUCAGGCCAGGGCACCACUGCAGGGGCUCACACCCUGUGCAGCAGGCAUGAAAGCCCUGGGAUUUUGCUGUGCCAGGACAGUCCUGACCAGGGGGGCGUCUUCAGGCAUGUGGGACCCCCCCCCAACCAGCUCUUAACCAAGCAAGCCAGGGUGAGCCUGCCUCGGCGCACCCUCAGAACUCGGACCCAAGCUGAACAUGAGUGCCCAUGCUCAGGGCCCACUCACCUCACAGGGAGGCUCCUGUCACAGACCUGCCACCUGGCCCAUGUGGUCAGCACUGCCCUGGAGCCGGACCGUGCAGCCAAGGGGCGCAGUGCACACCUGGCCUGAGGCACACCACAGCACCCACAGCCAGCCCCAAAGCUGUGCCCCUUAGAGAAGCAGCAUUCACUGCCAACGACACUCCAGGACAGCCUGGUCACUGUCCGAGCUCUGGUUUCUGAGACCAAGAACCCAUGGCCCUCCCCGUGGCCCUCCCCAUCCUAGCUUGGGGCUCCCUAGGUCUCCUGGAGGGAGAACCCACACCCCAGGCUCCCCCUCCACCUGGCUCACGGGGAAGCACUGCGCACCUGGCAUGGUGUGUCGGACAGGCCCAGGUUUCACAUGCACACAGCCAGGGCUGCACCCUUGAGCCGUUCCCUCUCUUCCCACCGGCACCCAGCAUGGAGGAGCAGCAGCUCAGUCGUGAGGUCUGAGUGGUCGCGCCGUCCCGUGAGCAUCACCUGGGAGCAGGGCUAGCGUGUGUGUGACUGUGAGGACGGACCACCUGCAUCUCACCUGCAGACACGCGGGUUCCCAUGUUUCUGGGUAUUCCGAGGACUCAGCAGGCACUGUCCUUGUUGCAUGUUUUAUGCAGUGCCAGUUAGCUCUUAUUAACCACAGUGGGGAGGGCUCAGCAUCCGUCUGUGAAUAACCAAACUGCCCAGCCUCACACCCAGGAGACAGGGCCAGGUCCCGCCGGGGAACGCAGGAGUCGGGCCAGGUCCCACUGGGGAUACACAGGAGACAGAGCCAGGUCCCACCGGAGACACUCAGGAGUCGUGUCCAGCCAAGAGAGGCCAGGUGAUGGCAUCUGAGUGGCAGGAGUGUGUCUAAGAACACCGCACCAGCAAUCUUACUCAUUUCUAUUUAAUGCUACAGGAUAAGCAACUAGGUAGUGGUAACAAUUAGCUUUAUCAAAAUCAAAGUGCAAAUUACACGUUUAAAGUACCACAGCGAAGCAGUGUGUGUACUGGAGCACUUUUACACCGGCUCGUAGCCUCAGCCUUGCUCCUGGUGGCAGACUAGCUGAGGGCCCGUGCUGCCCCCGUGGGAGGGCUGUCUCGCUGGCAUGCCUCCUCUCCCCGGAGCCGUGGGGCCGGUGCAGGCAGCCAUGGGCAGGGCCCGCUGUUGUAUGAACUGAGCGCUCCUGGCUCCGGCCGCACCCAGGGUCACAUGCCAGCUGCUUCUGCACCAUAGCUGGCAGGGCCUUGAGCCAGAGGCACCAGGGCCCUCUUACCUGCGAUAUUUAGCGUCCCCCUGGCUUAUUCCCCCUCCCGGUCACUGUGGGCACCUGGCUACCCCUUGUGCUGCAGCGCAUGCCACAGGGGACAUGCAUGCCACCUGUCCCAAUAGCCCCGGCCGACGGUCGGCUGUACUGUGAAGUCCUGACAGGCUACAAGUCCUUCCAGUGCUGAUCUCGAGCAGCCCUUCCCCCGGCUGACUACUGACCCCAGGAGCCGUGACGGGUGACGGGAGGGUGCUCCGAGACGCGGCAGGGACCUCCCUUGUCCUUAGACCUAACAAAUGAAUCUAAGCCCAACGACAAAGGAGCCUGCAUAACUCAGAAGAAACUUGAAAGGGCGAAUACUACUAGUUUGUACUAGGUUUUUUUCAAGGAAGGGAAACAGAUUUAUAUAUAUAUAUAUAUGCAGUCUAUUUUUACACUGUCUUACCCACGGGGAGAGCGGAGCGUCUCACUUUAUCACUGAGGGUGUGGAGGUCAGGGGCGUCCUGGCCCUGAAAGCAUUCGCCAAGAUGUGGUGGUGUGGGGUGGACCUGCUGUCCUUCCGCAGAGCACAUGGCAUGGUGUCACUCGCUGGACGGUCUGUCUGGGCCUGGCUGGCAGACUUGGUGAAGCCGCUCGUGUCUGUCUGUCUGUCUGCAUAGUGCCCCCUGUGUGUCUGCUAACGCUGUCUCCAGCUGGUAAAGUGGUGAAUAAAGAUGUCAGACUGUG
Tupaia belangeri chinensis (Chinese tree shrew) is the source of this 4589-nucleotide messenger RNA. It is a transcript of the gene TPPP, whose product is annotated as tubulin polymerization promoting protein. Gene Ontology annotation, cellular component: microtubule. The coding region runs from base 56 to 715 and encodes 219 amino acids. The transcript has 4 exons. Gene Ontology annotation, molecular function: tubulin binding. The record is from RefSeq and is a predicted model, not a curated record. Gene Ontology annotation, biological process: microtubule polymerization; positive regulation of protein polymerization; microtubule bundle formation. NCBI's taxonomy places the organism in Eukaryota, Metazoa, Chordata, Mammalia, Scandentia, Tupaiidae.